Molecule: messenger RNA, 6937 nt
Organism: Oncorhynchus kisutch (coho salmon)
Lineage: Eukaryota; Metazoa; Chordata; Actinopteri; Salmoniformes; Salmonidae
Gene: rnf141
Product: ring finger protein 141
Exons: 6
Coding region: 2704-3387 (227 amino acids)
Biological process (GO): protein autoubiquitination
Molecular function (GO): ubiquitin-protein transferase activity
Source: RefSeq, a predicted model, not a curated record
ACAAACUCAAGGAGCCAAACGGGGUCUAGCCAACAUAAUGCGAGAAUAGCCUACCUGAAUUAGCUUUUACUUCCAAAACACAACAUUGCUUAAAAUGUUUCCUUUUCCAUGUUAUCACCCCUUGAUCAUAAUUUCCAGUUCUGUCUUUCCUUAUUUAAGAACAUUGAUACAUAUUUGAAUUGAUCAAUUCAUUGAGUUAGCAUUAGGCUUAGUUUGAUAGCCAGCAGUGAUUUGCGUUAAAAUCGUUCUAGCUAUCCGGAAUCUUUGGGACGACCCUACCCCAUUGAAGUUUACAUUUCAAAGGGUUAGGUUUAGGACAUUGCGACGUUUGCGGGUCACUACUUUCUCUCGUCAUCAUUCUGCGACAUCUCUACUAGCGCUAUAAAAAACACAACAUAAACUCCCAAACAAAUUAAACGUUGCUGAUUGCAUGUGGAUAGUAAAAAAUCGAUGUUGACACGUAGCCAUACCAGGUAAGCUGAACCUAUAUCACCAAAUGUAGAUCGAUGAUCUUAUGUGGGCUUGGGCUUUGAAAAAAGUGCGUGUUUUCCUCUGUUGGCUAACGUUAGCAUCCGAACCUAAGAAAUACACUGACGUUCGUUAGCUAGUUAGUCAUAAGUUUAUGUAGCUAUGUGCCAGAUGCCGUAAAUUGCCAAAGAGAAAUUGCAACAACUAUAGGCAAGCCUUUCAUGUGACUAACAGUUACAAUUUUGCAUGUCAAGGCAAGCUAACUUAGCUGACUAGCUCGCUGAGUUGAUUACAUAACAUUUCUGAUACCACUAGUAUCGUAUUCGUAACAGCGUGUAACGUUGGUUAGCGUUCAAAUUGUUGAUGCGAUUCUUCUGGGAACUUCGACAUUGGCGUAAGCUAACGUUUGAUGGAUAAUCAUAUCAAUGCCGUGAUAGGGAACAGUCCUGACUAGCCACAUAAUGAACUUAAGUACCUUAACGACCCUGGGUUUAUAACCGCGGAUAUUGACUCUGCCGGGUGCUUUUGCGGCACAGUAGAUAGUCCAACGACCUUAUGUACGUUUUGAAGGGCAAUUGGCUCUGGAAACAAAUAAACAGACAAAUACGCCAUCUAAACGUGAAUUGAUUCUCAAUUGGCGGUACGAUUCUAGAAACAUAAAUCCCUUGACUUUCAUUUCACAAAUGCAAAAUACACACGUCACUGUACACUUUUUGCAGCCGACAGUAUUUUUCAAUGACCACGUUUACAUGCACACCAAUAUCCUGUUAUUAUUCUGGAUACUCUUUUGUCAUAACUUGUUGCCCCAGAAGACUAAAUAUAGUAGUGCUCACCAUAAUAAUGUCUUACAUCUAUAGAAUUAAUGCAUUGGUAAUCUAGUUAACACCUGUAAAGUUGUCUGUUUCGUUUUAGGGACGGGAAGAAAACGGAAUACAGAAAGAUUGGUCCUGUGCAAAAUGUUAGUCGUCAGUUUGAAAGGUUUUAAGGAAAUGAAAAGAGAGAACGACACACGUUUAUGAUAAGACUUAAGUGUGUCUAGGGUGCAUAUUUUAUGUGGUUGAAAUACUGUCUGGUUCCAUAAGUGUAAAAGAUAACACAUUAUACAGGCAUUCACAUUUUCUCAAGAGAUGCUGAAGUAAUAAAUAACUUCUCCUGUGUCCAUAUUUAAAUUACUAUUCAAUUUAACCCAUAUGAUCUUAAAUUAGGAAUAUUCUGUUUAUUCAUGAAUACUGGAAUACUAUUGAGCGGGAUAUCAAAGGUGCAUGUAAAUAGAUUAUCCCGAAUAAGACCUUAAGUGGGAUAUGAGCUACUAGCUGGAAUACUGGGCACAAUGUAAACGUUGUCAGUGACAACACGUUUGUGGUGUACACAGGUGUUCGGAGAUGCAUAUAUAGCUAAUUAGCACAGAUAGUCCACUCACAGAAAUGUUUGCAUUUACAACAUCUCGCUUUCCUUAAGAAAAUAUAAUUUUCCUUUACGGCAGCAAGUUCAGGAUGACUGAAUUAAGUGACAUUUAACUUUCGGUUGUAUCAAUGUAAAUAGUUGGUUAGAAAAUACAUUCCACAUGAGAGGAGCACUGAGAAGGAGCACCAGUAUUGGCAAGCAUGGAGAGGCCUGAGAUGGCCAGACUUGUAAAUUGGGCUAAAGAAAAGAGAGUUGGAUUUUGGAGAAAUGUCAUCAGUGCAUGCUCCUCAAGCAAUACAGUCCGGUUUGGCUCCAGGAUGACAUGCCGGAGGGGGCUUUUUAAAUCCAUCGGGGGCGGGCACAACUUGAAUUGCUUUAGAACCUAAAUAAAUCCACAUGAGGACUGGUGGCCCAAGAGCACUUAUUAAAACAGCAGUAACAUCGAUUCAGUACCAUGGACAGAAGGCUACCGCGCGAUGACCUCACACUCAACAAAACAAAGGAGAUGAUCGUGGACUUUAGGAAACGGCAGAGGGAGCACCUCAUCCAUAUCGACGGGACAGUAGUGGAGAAGGUGGAAAGUUAAGGUCCUCGGCGUACACAUCGGCAACUGUUCCUCCCACAACCGUAAGGCUCUCCAGAGGGUAGUGAGGUCUGCACAACGCAUCACCGGGGGCAAACUACCUGCCCUCUAGGACAACUACACCACUCGAUGUCACAGGAAGGCCAAAAAGAUAAUCAAGGACAACAACCCCCCGAGGCACUGCCUGUUCAUCCCGCUAUCAUCCAGAAGGCCACCCUGCAUAGUGCUGUUCUUUGAGCGCGGUUGGGAUGGGCCAGCAGAUCUCAGGCCAGGCGGUGAUGACCCGUCUACCUGAGAAGCUGGUGAAGCAUGCUGGGCUGGUACGCGACAGCGGCUAUCUCAACUACGAGGAGUUCCUGGCCAGGGUGGCAGAGCUCAAUGACGUGACGGCUAAGCUAGCAGCUGGACAGCAAAAACACCUGAUCUUUGAAGUCCAGACUGGCUCGGACACCUCUGCUCUGUGGAAAGUGGCUGUGAGGAUAGUUUGUACCAAGAUCAACAAAGAGAAUGGGAUGGUGGAGGCGUCUCGCAUCAUGAACCUGUAUCAGUUCAUCCAGCUGUACCAUGACAUCACCAGUCAGGCAGUGGAGGUGCUGUCAGCAGAGGGCGCCAGCCUCCCGUCUGGAACCCUCUCGUCAGGGGACUCCUGCCAGGCCAGCAUGUGGAUGGGCAGGGUGAAGCAGUUAACUGAUGAGGAGGAGUGCUGCAUCUGCAUGGAUGGUAAAUCUGACCUCAUUCUGCCCUGUGCUCACAGCUUCUGUCAAAAGUGCAUUGACAAGUGGAGUGGGCAGAGCAGGAAUUGUCCGAUAUGCCGCUUGCAAGUGACCGCUGCCAAUGAGUCGUGGGUGAUGCCUGAUGCCCCUACAGAGGACGACGUAGCUGGGUAUAUCCUCAACCUGGCUGACGAGGCAGGCCAUCCGCACAUACCUUAAGCUACUCAACACUAAGACACUUUGAUUAACCACUGACAUCAAGAAUAGUUCGGGGAAGGGUUUGGAGUUUUUCGCCAGGUUUUGGGGGUAUGUAGAGAAGAUGGGUUGCUUUAUAGGAAUUUGCCGGUUGUGAUUAUUUCUUUUUGUUCUUUUCCAUAUUUCAAGAUUACUUUUACAUGAUUGCUCUUAAACUUGUGUGUGUAUAUACAGUGCCUUUGAAAGGUAUUCAGCCCCCUUGACUUUUCCCACAUUUUUGUUACGUUACAGCCUAAAAUUGAUUAUGUGUGUGUGAAUAUAUAUAUAUAUAUAUAUAUAAGUCCUCACCGAAAUGCACACAAAACUCUAAUGAAAACAGGUUUAUAAAUUUGAGGUGCCUAUCAUUUAAAAAAAACUGAAAUAUCAUAUUUACAUAAGUAUAAGACUCGAAAUUGAGCUCCGGUGCAUCUUGUUUCCAUUGAUCAUCCUUGCUUGAACUUGCUUGAAGUCCAACCUGUGAUAAAUUCAAUUGAUUGGACAUGAUUUGGAAAGGCACACAUCUGUCUAUAUGCAUGUCAGAGUAAAAACCAAGCCAUGAGGUUGAAGGAAUUGCCUGUAGAGCUCCGAGACAGGAUUGUGUCGAGGCACAGAUCUGGGGAAGGGUACCAAGACAUUUAUGCAGUAUUGAAGGUCCCUAACAACACAUUGGCCCCCAUCCUUCUUAAAUGGAAGAAGUUUUGAACCACCAAAACUCCUAGAGCUGGCCAAACUGAGCAAUCGGGGGAGAAUGGCCUUGGUCAGGGAGGUGACCAAGAACUCGAUGGUCACUGACACUGCUCUAGAGUUCCUCUGUGGAGAUGGGAGAACCUUUCAGAAGGACAAACAUCUCUUCAGCACUCCACCAAUCAGGCCUUUAUGGUACAGUGGCCAGACGAAGCAACUACUCAGAAGGCACAUGACAGCCCACUUGGAGUUUGCCAAAUGACACCUGAAAGACUCCAGACCAUGAAAAACAAGAUUGAACUCUUCGGCCUGAAUGCCAAUCGUCAUGUCUGGAGGAAAGCUGGCACCAUCCUUAUUGUGGUGGCAGCAUCAUGCUGUGGGGAUGUUUUUCAGCGUCAGGGACUGGGAAACUAGACCGGAUCGAGGGAAAGAUGAAUGGAGCAAAAUGUAAAGAUCCAUAUGAAAACCUGCUCAGGACCACAGACUGGAGAGAAGGUUCACCUUCAAACAGGACAAUGACCCUAAACGCACAGCAAGACAAUGCCGGAGUCCCAAUGUCCUUAAGUGGCCCAGCCAGAGCCCGAACUUGAACCCGAUUGGACAUCUCUGGCGAGAGCUGGAAAUAGUUGUGCAGCAAUGCUCCCCAUCCAACCUGAAAGAGCUUGAGAGAAUCUGCAGAGAAGAAUGGGAGAAUCUCCCUAAAUACAGGUGUGCCUAGCUUGUAGCUUCAUACCCAAUAAGACUCAGGGAUGUAAUUGCUGCCAAAGGUGCUUCAACAAAGUACUGAGUAAAGGAUCUGACAACUUAUUAAAUGUGACAUUUCAUUCUUUUUAGGAAUUAGCAAAAAUGUCAACUGUUUUUGCUUUGUCGUUUAUGGGUUAUGAUUUGGAAAGGCACACGGGACAAUUUAAUCAGUUUUAGAAUAAAGCUGUAACCUAACUAAAUGUGAAAUCUCUGAGUACUUUCUGAAGGCACUGUAUAUACAGUACCAGUCAAGUUUGGACACACCUACUCAUUCAAGGGUUUUCCUUUGUUUUUACUAUUUUUUUACAUUCAACUAUGACAACACAUGGAUUCAUGUAGUAACCAAAAAAGAAAUCAAAAUAGAUUUUAGAUUCUUCAAAGUAGCCACCCUUUGCCUUGACAGCUUUGCACACUCUUGGUGUUCUCUCAACCAGCUUCACCUGGAAUGCUUUUCAAACAGUCUUGAAGGAGUUCCCACAUAUGCUGAGCACUUGUUGGCUGCUUUUCCUUCACUCUGUGGUCCAACUCAUCCCAAACCAUCUCAAUUGGGUGGAGGCUAGGUCAUCUGAUGCAGCAUUCCAUCACUCUCCUUCUUGGUCAAAUAGCCCUUACACAACCUGGAGGUGUGUUGGGUCAUUGUCCUGUUGAAAAACAAAUGAUAGUCCCACUAAGUGUAAACCAGAUGGGAUGGCGUAUCGCUGCAGAAUGCUGUGGUAGCCAUGCAGAUUAAGAGUUCCUUGAAUUCAAAAUCAAUCUGUGUACCAGCAAAGCACCAUCACACCACCUCCAUGCUUUACGGUGGGAACCACGUGUGGAGAUCAUCUGUUUACAGAUUUCCACUGGUCUCAUGUCCAUUGCUCGCGUUUCUUGGUCCAAGCAAGUCUCUUCUUCAUAUUGGUGUCCUUGAGCAGUGGUUUCUUUGCAGCAAUUCGAACAUGAAGGCCUGAUUCACGCAGUUUCCUCUGAACAGUUGUUACUGUUACUCUGUGAAGCAUUUAUUUGGGCUGCAAUUUCUGAGGUGCAAUUAACGCUAAUGAACUUAUCCUCUGCAGCAGAGGUAACUCUGUGUCUUCAUUCCCUGUGGCGGUCCUCAUGAGACGGUUUCAUCAUAGUGAGUGAUGGUUUUUGCGACUGCACUUGAAGAAAUGUCCAAGUUCUUUACAUUUUCCAAAUUGACUGACCUUCAUGGCUUAAAGUAAUGAUUGACUGUCAUUUUCUCUUUGCUUAUUUGAGCUGUUCUUGCCAUAACAUGGACUUGGUCUUUUACCAAAUAGGGCGAUCUUCUGUAUACCACCCCUACCUUGUCACAACACAACCGCUUUGGCUCAAACACAUUAAUAAGGAAAGAAAUUCCACAAAUGAACUUGCAUUCCAGGUGACUACCUCAUGAAGCUGGUUGAGAGAAUGCCAAGAGUGUGAAAAACCCUGGAAUGAGUAGGUGUGUCAACUUCUGACUGGGGUGUGUGUGUACACAAUUUCUCCACAAUAAUAUAUAAACCAAGCACAUUGUAUCAGUUUCAUUAUACCUACUCUUAUAAUUGCACUUUGAAUAGUAGUAGAUGUUUUUAUAGGCACCUCGAACUGCUGUGGAAAUGUCCAUUAAUCACACAACUUCUGUACUUUAUUUUUUAUUUUUUUUUAUCCUAUAACACACUCAAUGGUUUGCUAUUUGAUGAAAUGUGAAAAUUUAAGUACAAUAAAUCUCAUGGAUGCUUCAGCCACGAUAAUCUUUAUAUUUUCUCCUCAAUGUUAGUUAGAUGAGGUGAUGUCUCCCCAAAAAUGUAGCGUUUAGUUUAAAUAUGAAUCAGUAAAACAAAAAUGUAAUCGUUUAUCAAAAUAAUUUCUAUAUCAUGAGUACUUAAGCAAGGGCAGUGCAUUGGAUGUUUUAAAUAUUUAACUUUUUAUUACGUGUGAGGCUGAGUGAAUGUUAAAAUAGUACUACAUAAUAUAUUUGGAAUGUGUUAUUCCCAUUAGGGAACUGAAGAUUUGAGCUGUAUGUACUUUACUCAUGACUGGCUGGUACUAUACUGAACAAAAAUUUAAACACAACAUGUGAAGCGUUGGUCCCAUGUUUCAUCAGUUUAAAUAAAAGAUCCCAGAAAUUGUC